Molecule: messenger RNA, 1117 nt
Organism: Durusdinium trenchii
Lineage: Eukaryota; Dinophyceae; Suessiales; Symbiodiniaceae
Source: the annotation of a GenBank genome assembly
UUUGGCUCAGCGGCACAACAAGCUGUCGCUCAGAGGGUCAGAGGGGUUCCUGACGCCUCGGGUGCGUGUAGAGCUGGCCUCGGAUGGCAGCCCUGAUCCCAAAGUGUGUCAAUGGUAGCGUGUACCAGGCUGCUCGAGCUUUCUGUCGUCAAGAGAUUCUGGAGAAGGGUCUCUGUGAGAUCCCCAACUUCCUCACUUCCACCGCGGUCACGAAGAUCUUAUCCUCCGCGGAACGGGUGAAGGGCCUUGGCAAAGGCUUCCGGUCCUCUGAGGAGCACAACGUGUAUCUGGAGGACAACGCGGAGACGACGACGGCGGUGGACACCGUGCUGCGUACGGUGUCCUUUCCCAGCUCGAAGGUUCUCUUGAACCAGGCAGAGUUGCAAGAGGAUUGCCCCGAGUUAUUGGAGCUUUUCCGAUGGCCUGGCUUGCGGGGUCUUCUCCAAGAGGCCUUUGCUCUACCGAAGCUCUUUUGCAGCGCCGACCCGCUAGGGGGUGUCUACUUGAACUUUUUCGAGCGCGGCGACCGUUUGGGUUGGCACUUUGAUCGCUCCGCCUUCUCUGUGAACCUGAUUCUGCGCGAGUGCCCACGUGGACAGGGCACUUGGCCUCCAGGGGCUUUCAUGUACAUCCCUGAUUCCAAGGGCUUCUUCGAUGCGAAUCCCAACUUUGAUCUGGCCACACUUCAAUCUGGCUCGAAUCCCAGCUCCAGCGUCGGAUUGAAUCCCACGGUGGUCCCAGAUUUGAAGCCCGGGACCUUGUACCUGUUUGCUGGACAUCGCAGCUUGCAUUGUGUCUCCGAGAACACUACUGACACGGUCCGCGUGAAUGCGAUAUUUACUUACAAUUUAGAGCCCAACGUCAGCUUGAACCAGUACACGCGGCAAAAAUUCUUUGGCAGCUGAUUUGAUGGAUGUUCAUGGACCCCCCAGGGGCACAAGUGAGAUCAGUUGAAACCGCUGAUUGGCUGUUGCUGGUUGCUUCGGUUCAGAAGACCAUGCAUUCACAUUCAUUUGAACGACUACAUGCAGCUGUUCGAAUCAUCCUUGAUCCUUGAUGUUUUUUUCUCUACGUGGGUUGAUUGAGCCCUCAUGUGACCUGCGUGAGGCUCUUGGAG